Messenger RNA from Durusdinium trenchii, 1632 nucleotides. NCBI's taxonomy places the organism in Eukaryota, Dinophyceae, Suessiales, Symbiodiniaceae. The record is from the annotation of a GenBank genome assembly.
GGGGGGUUGAGUUUGAGCUCUCCAAUCACACGGCUAUUGGCUGAGCAGAUUGGGAAGGGCAGACCUGCGAGCCUUCUUCAAAAAUUUGCAAGUGCUGCUGUGGAAGAAGCUGGAGCUCUCAACGUCAGCGCCAGUACUCGCAAGGCUGCCCAGAUCGGGGCUGGAGGGAAGCACCUUUCCCACGCUGAAGACACAUUGCAUCGAGCUCUGUCCAAAUCCGGGGAAGCGAUUGUCAAAUGCCCUAUUUCCUAUGUGGUGGUCCCUGUUGUGGACAUGUCCAUUCAGCGGAGGACGGUGAGGAAACCAAAACGAGGGAAUCAUAGAAAGUUUCGCGCUGUACCCAAGCCAAAGGGGCGACCCAAAAAGAAGGGGUGUCCAGAGCCAGUCAUUGUUUACAAGAAGUGGCCUGUUUUCGCACCUCACAAAAUGUUGAGCGCACUCCAUGAUGCCGGUGCUCUUCAUUUAGUGAAAGGCGAUAUGGACUGGCUCUGGUUCUGGGAAGGUGCAAAAAGAGAACCUUGGGGCAUGACGCAUCCAGUGCACCAGCUUCCAGACGCUGCGAAGGCUGCCAGCGCUGGCAUCAUGCUACACGGCGAUGAAGGCCAAGGAAAAUCAUCCAAGAGUGUGCUUGUGAUUAGCUGGUCGGCUAUGGGUAUUGGCGGCAAAACCAGCCAGUGCAGGUUUCCAUUUGCAGUAAUGCGGGCGUGCAACUAUGCCUACAAGGAUGGCCACAACAUUACUCUAGAAGCGCUGCAAAAUGAACUUGUCAGGAGCUUGAACCGUUGCAUCUCGGAGAAUCCCUGUCCGCUCAACUUGGUCUAUGUGGCUGGAAAGGGGGAUUGGAAAUGGAAACGGGAAUGGCUGCAAGAAUCCCGUCACUACGGCAAAGCUGCCAAAACCAGCGCUGGAGAAGGUCUCAUUUGUAGACGCUGCUUUGCUGGGUCAGCUGGGAAACCCUGGUUAGAUAUUCAGCACGAGCGAUUCAACAACGCUGCAGACCUCCGUGAUGCUGCCCAAACAAGUUGUGGCCAAAACAUUCCGCUUCGACGUCUUUGUGGAUGGGAUCAAAGCAUGGAGGUCCCGGAUCUUUUGCACACGGUUUGGACCGGAGUUGCCAAAGAUGCAGUCGGCUCUUUGAUGAUGGAUUUGGCCGAAUUUGGGCCAGCGUUUAUCCAGUUUGAAACUUGGGAUGAACGCCUGCAAGCAGUGACGCUCAGCGCUCGUGACUGGUGUCGCCAACAUAGAUUGACGCCCUCAUUGAUAGAUGACUUCAGCUUGGUGAAGCUCUCGGUGUCCGCGAUAUCCUUAGACUACCCGUCAGGGCCUAGUCACGGCUUCACCAACAGAAUUUUGAGUGUGCGCAGGCUGGUGUGGCGAAGCUUUACCACCAGGCGGUGUGCGCCUGGGCGCUGCAUCAUUUCGGCACGUUGCUGGACAGCUGCAAACUCUUCUUGAACGAAGAGGAGGCCGACCGUGUAGUUUCCGCCGGGCUUUUGUACUUACAGACCUACAUGGUUCUGGCUGAGCGUGCAUUGGCCCGGUGUGUUCCACGAUACAAGGUGCGACCAAAGGUCCACGCUUUGCAUUGCGAGACCCUGCUCAAAAUCCGUGAUGGCUCGCGAGUGAACCCCC